AUGGCCGAAUCCCAGCUUUUGGGGCAGUGCAAGAUCUGUAUCGUCUGCUCCAAGGAUUUGGACGAAGACGCCGCAAAACAGUUGGCUGUCUUGAUCAAGCAACACGGCGGCGAGAUCAUCAUUCAUGAACCGCCCUCGACCUUCCCUCCGAUCCACGAAUUCACUCAUAUCAUCUCGUCCACUUCCGACUUUCCCGCAUACCAAAAUGCCUGUGACGCCCUGAUCCCCGUCGUGAAGCCCCAAUGGCUGCACGUCUCGAUCUCCAGGGGGAAACUGGCCAAUCCGCGCCAAUACAGCCCGGAUCCGAGACUGUUUUUCAGCGAUGUGGUCGUCACCUGCGGCGAUAUCCCCGAAGGCGAUAAGGAUGCGAUCAUCGGCGGCGUUUUGGCCAUGGGCGGUCUUUACUCCCCAAAGGUUACUUCACAGGUGACACAUCUGGUAGAUCUAAGCGUGGAAUCAGACAAGGCAAAAAUGGUUCUGGCGAAGAAGUUGAAUACUAAGAUAGUGUUACCGCAUUGGUUCGACGAUUGUCUGAAACUCGGAAGGAGGAUUGACGAGCGCCCUUACACCCUUCCUCAUCCUGAGAUCCUCCAUGCUGGACCAGACGCGCCCAUUCGCACCCCCGACAAUAAAGAUAUCAAAGGGGCUUCCACCCCAGAGCCCACUGGUUUGCCGACGCCGGCUAAGUCGCCUCACAGCACUCGGGUCUUGAAUGUCUUUGAGGGAAAACACAUCAUGCUUUCGUCAGACCUGGGCAUUGGAUCGCAUCUGCUCGCUUCCAUUGAAGAUCUCAUUCGACAAGGGGGAGGUGUGGUCACCAAAGACCUGAAGAAGGCAGAUAUGUUCAUCUGUCGUUAUCGGGAGGGUGUCGAGUACCGAAUGGCUUCAAGGUGGAACAAGGAUGUUGGCAAUUUAUCCUGGCUCUAUCACCUCAUCACGCAUAAUACGUGGACAUCCCCGCUGCGUCGGCUACUGCAUUAUCCAAUCUCUCGCACUGGGAUUCCCGGGUUUAAGGGCCUCAAGAUCAGUCUAUCCAACUACGCUGGCGAAGCGCGAGCUUAUCUUGAAAACCUCAUUGUGGCUACAGGCGCUGAGUGCACCAAGACUCUAAAGCAGGACAACACCCACCUUGUGACCGCUCACGGUAACAGUGAGAAGUGCACUGCAGCCAAGGAAUGGGGUCUGUGCGUGGUCAACCACCUGUGGCUGGAGGAGAGUUACGCAAAAUGGAAGCUACAGCCGGUCUCUGACCCGCGCUAUACACACUUUCCCCGGCGGACCAAUCUCGGGGAGGUGGUUGGCCAGACCGAGCUGGACAAAACAGUGCUUGAAGAACUUUUCUUCCCGGCAGAUAAUCCUCGUGAAGAAACAAGAGUGAUGCAGCAGAAGUACCAGAAUGUCGCAGCCGGAUCCGACAAUGUCUCCGUGAAUCCAUCUAAGCCCAAAACUGUCAAGCAGUCAGCCAAAGCCACUCCUGCUUCGGAGGAGCCCGCUGCACCAACUAGCAACACGUCCCGCAAAGUGUCAGCGGUGGUAGAGGUGAAGACGCCAGCUGCUGCACGAUUUGCGGCGGACGGAAAGGAGAAUGACACGCCAUCCACCACCGGUAGUCGGAAGUCAAAGGAAGCUGCAGCAGCUCGGCUUCAGGAAAUCGCUCCUGACAUUGCAUUAUACGAAAAGGAAAAGAGGCGGGUUGGCGGAGUCAUUUAUGGCGGCCGACGGAAAAAUGACGAGGACUUGGUUAUUCCAAAUAGCAAGAAGCGGAGAUCAACCGAACCUCAAGACGCGAGUGAGAUGGACGACAAGGCCGAGGCGAAACGGCAGAAGAAGGCCAAGCCUCCAGUGACGAUCCACUUACUCAUAACUGGGUACCAGAAAUGGGUUGGUAAUCUGAAGAAGGAGGAUGCAGACAAGCGACAACUCCGUGAAUUGGGUAUCUCAGUCGUUCAAGAUGCCAAAAAAUGCACUCAUCUCGCCGCUCCCUCUAUCCUACGUACACCAAAGUUCGUCAAUGCCUUGGCAUAUGCUCCUGUCAUCGUCAAUGACGAAUUUGUGACCCAGUGUCUUGCCAAGAACCAACUGCUUGACCCAGCAGACUUUCCGCUUGUCGACAAAGCUGCUGAGAAGAAAUUCGAUUUCUCUCUAGAGGAAUCGCGUGCCAGAGCCCAGGAAAACAAGAAUAAGCUCCUGCGGGGCUAUCGGGUGUGCUGUGUGGAGACGAUCCGUGGGGGAUUCGAUGCGUUCAAAUCCAUCGUUGAGGCGAAUGGAGGGGAAUGUACGCUGUUCCGCGGGCGGGUCUCGAUGAACGAAUCUCGCCCUCGGACGAACACUGACGACGAAGAGGACGAAGGGAAUUACCCUGAGAAAAACGAAGUGUACCUUCUCAGUGGCGUGGCACCCGAGCAGGUCAAGUUGUGGCCUCGAUUCCGUCAGAUGGUGCAGGACGUUGGGAAGGUGCCCCGGAUUGUGAAUGUGAACUGGCUUCUAGAUAUUGCCAUGUCACAGGAGAUCCGUUGGAAGGAUGAAUAUGAGUUGAAUGAGCAGAGCGUGACCAACGGAUAG
Molecule: messenger RNA, 2562 nt
Organism: Rasamsonia emersonii CBS 393.64
Lineage: Eukaryota; Fungi; Ascomycota; Eurotiomycetes; Eurotiales; Trichocomaceae
Product: DNA repair protein Rtt107
Exons: 4
Coding region: 1-2562 (853 amino acids)
Biological process (GO): double-strand break repair; DNA double-strand break attachment to nuclear envelope
Cellular component (GO): Cul8-RING ubiquitin ligase complex; nucleus
Source: RefSeq, a predicted model, not a curated record